Messenger RNA from Mizuhopecten yessoensis (Yesso scallop), 2701 nucleotides. Its product is annotated as baculoviral IAP repeat-containing protein 7-B-like. Lineage: Eukaryota; Metazoa; Mollusca; Bivalvia; Pectinida; Pectinidae. Gene Ontology annotation, cellular component: cytoplasm; nucleus; spindle microtubule. Bases 757 to 1971 code for a protein of 404 amino acids. The record is from RefSeq and is a predicted model, not a curated record. Gene Ontology annotation, biological process: regulation of cell cycle. The transcript has 6 exons.
CUUUAAUUUCGUCUUUAUUAUUCUGACCGUGUAUACGUAAGCCUCAGUGUAUUUCUGAGUAUUUUAAUGUUUUAUUUCUAUAACCGGAAGUUAAAAAAUAACCGGAAGUCGAAAAUCCACAGCUUCCAUGGUUAUUUUUCUCUUAGGUCUAACCACAGAACUUGAUACCUGUGCUUUUAUAAAAGUUAAUGUCGCCUAGUGUUAUGUUUAAAUCACAUGCAUUUUUACACUAGAAAUUAUUUUAUGCAUGCAUUUAUGCAAUAUAAUUUACAAGGCAGCAAAUUUAAGAUUUUGAUGUUUGAAAUAUGUCAACAUUCAUAUUUAUUCAUGCGCCAAGCAUGGCAUUCAGCCAGCAACUAGUCUUAUGUAGACACCAAAGGGUAAUCACCUAUAAUGUACGAAAUGCCAGUCUAAUUAAUUAAUUAAGUCAUGCCACGACAUGAUCUUUCCUAUCUGAUCUUUACUUAAUCAUACUGACUUUCGUCUUCUAAGAGGAAAAACAAUUCCCAAACCGUCGAUAUUGAACUUUGAUUUUCAUCUCUUGCCGUUAAUGUAUAGACUACCAUUCAACAACAAACACCUGUUGAUUUAUCCUGACAUGCACUGAAAUCAGUGACAAGGGGCUUGUGCAUAUGUCUUCACUAUAACUUAGUUUCGCCUGAUAUAGACUUAUAUUUAUGUAAAGCUGGUGAAGUCCUUUUUUUCCCCUUUUUUUGAGUAAAAUGCUGUAGUUUGGGCUUUAUGUUUCCUUGAAUCAUGGAUGUAGUACCUCAGACCCCAUAUCAGAGACUGACACGCUUGAGAAAUGAUCCACAGUUGCGCUUGAACAGCUAUUUGAACUGGCCUGUCAGUGCCCAGGUCAGCCCACAGGACUUGUGUGAUGAUGGGUUUUACUAUACUGGUCUGGAGGACAGAGUACAGUGCACACACUGUGGGGGUAUACUCAGCAGUUGGGAACCAGGAGAUAAUGUGGCCAAUGAACACAGCACACAUUUUCCGCAGUGUCCAUGGGUGAUUUCCAGACGGAACAAUCCGCUGUUCCGAUCGGCAGUGGUACCACAGCACUGUGGACUGAUCAACAUCAGUGACAGUGGGUUUACUUUCGGACACCCGGACGUCCCUCUCCAGUACCAGGCACCUACACAUCCAGCAGAUAUCCCAGGCACCAGUCGACCCAAGUACCCAGAGUAUGCCUUAGAAAGCAACCGACUUACAACGUUUAAGGGCUGGCCUUCACAGCUAAGUCAGAAACCAGCGGCCCUGGCUAAGGGAGGGCUCUUCUAUCUUGGGCAGGGUGACAGGUGUAAGUGUUUCUUCUGUGGUGGAAUUCUGUAUGACUGGGACAUGGGAGAUGACAUUUGGACGGAGCAUGCCAAGUGGUUCAAGGAUUGUCCUUGGGUUAAGCUCUCCAAAGGGGAGCCUUUCAUACGUCAGGUUCAACUGGACCUUGAACAAGCACAAAGCCAAGGAGUACCAAUGGAAAAUGAUACUGAUGUACAAUCAGGGCCUAACCUAUUCCAGAGUGGUGCAGCAAGCUCAUCAACGCCUAAUGCACCGACAGGCCUGCCAAGCAUGUCGACAGGUUCUUCAGGGAUGCCUCCACUAGGCUCUACCGAUACACAACAAACUGCACCUAAGACUUUAGAUGUGUCUUCGUCAACAUCAAAGCCAUCAGCAAGUUCAUCAAGUCCGCAGGCAGCAGGCCCUAGCUCGUCUGGUUCAAGUGCUGCGCAGGCAACUUCCACAUCGGGGUCAAGUGAAGGAAGCACAGACAUAAAGAGUAUAAUAGAGGAGAACCAGAAACUGAAGGACGAGAGGACGUGUAAGAUAUGCAUGGAUGAAGAAGUCAGCGUACUGUUCCUGCCCUGUGGUCACAUGGCCUGCUGUGCCAGCUGUUCCGUCAGUGUCAAGGACUGCCCCAUCUGUCGAGCCGACAUUGUCCAGAGAGUUAAGGCUUACUGGUCCCUCUGACCAGAGAGUUAAGGCUUACUGGUCCCUCUGACCAGAGAGUUAAGGCUUACUGGUCUGUCUGACCAGAGAGUUAAGGCUUACUGGUCCCUCUGACCUGAGAGUUAAGGCUUACUGCACCCUCUGACCAGAGACUUAAGGCUUACUGGUCCCUCUGACCAGAGAGUUAAGGCUUACUGGUCCCUCUGACCAGAGAAUUAAGGCUUACUGGUCCCUCUGACCAGAGAGUUAAGGCUUACUGCACCCUCUAACCAGAGAGUUAAGGCUUGCUGGUCCCUCUGACCAGAGACUUAAGGCUUACUGGUCCCUCUGACCAGAGAGUUAAGGCUUACUGGUCCCUCUGACCAGAGAAUUAAGGCUUACUGGUCCAUCUGACAAGAGAGUUAAGACUUACUGGUCCCUCUGACCAGUGAGUUGAGGCAUACUGGUCCUUCUGACCAGAGAGUUGAGGAUUACUGGUCCCUCUGACCAGAGAGUUGAGGAUUACUGGUCCCUCUGACCAGAGAGUUAAGGCUUACUGGUCCGUCUGACUUACUAACAGUUUUGAAUUUCAUACUGAUUUUUUUUAUCGUUUUAUUUAAGGAUGUAUGCUACCAUAUUGUUAUUGUGACGUGUAUUUUUUUACAAAAGAGUUCCAUUCUUAUUAAGUCUGUAAGUGGCCAUUUUUGCAGUGUGGAAAUGCUUCAAAAAAUAUCCAUAUGUAAAAUAGAAUAUCAAUAUUUAUAGGUUAUAG